GUAGAAAUUCACAGCAGUGAGGAAGCGUGGGUGGGUUUGUUGACAUCCUCUCUCUUCUAUUUACAAUGAUUCCUUGCAAAAUUGCUUAAAAUCUAUUCGACUUCCUCCAAAGGAGUCUUCUCGAUUUUUCGGGCACUCGAAAGGUUAAUUUUUGAAAAUGUUUUAACGGUUUUAUCAUGCUCAUCAUGAAAUUCUUAUUCCAAAGAGAGAAAAUUUAUGAGAGUUGUUUAAAGAAGUUUUAAGGAUGAAGAAUUGAAGUGUUCCCUUAGAUGCAAGGAGUUGUGGAUCUUAAUCAGUCCAUCAGCCAGUAGUGCCCAGUAAAGUGCUGAAACCUAGGAAAUAAAUUUAAAAGAAACCUUCCCCAAAUAUUAAAAAAAUCUCCAAGAUUUUUAAGCGAAAGAUGAGAAUGUUUGUAAAUAAAUUAAAUAGAAUAUGCAGGCUCCAGAGGAGCAGGAAGUUGUGCCUUUUCCUCUCAAUUCUCUGCUUUAUUGUCCUCAUUUAUUGCCUUGGUUCCCUCAUUGAGACAUCCACGAGGAUGCUGAAGUUCCAGAAUCAAGUCAGAGGACGGAAGUUGCGCGAGAAGAGCCGUGUGAUUGUUGGGCACUAUAUUGGACCAGGAAAUCAUGGGAAUCUCUCCAAAAAUGAUCUCAAUGCGAAUAAUUUCUCCCCAAUCCCGGGUGAAGGGGAAAAUGGGAAGCCAGUAGCUAUUCCCGUGAAGGAUAUGCUACGAAUGCAGCAAGUCUUCCAGGUGAAUCGCUUCAAUCUCCUGGCCAGUGAUAGAAUCUCCCUCAAUCGUUCACUCCCAGACGUGAGGCGUGUUAAGUGCGUUGAGAAGAGCUACAGCCCGGAACUUCCCAGCACAUCUGUGAUUAUUGUUUUUCACAACGAAGCGUGGUCAGUUCUCCUGCGAACUGUGUGGAGUGUUAUCACAAGGAGUCCACGGAAGUUUCUCAAGGAAAUAAUCCUUGUCGACGAUGCUAGUGAAAGAAAUUUCCUUCAUGAGCCCUUGGAGAGCUAUAUCUCAAGCCUUCCUGUGUCAACAAAGAUCUUCCGGUUGCAUGAGAGAGAGGGCUUGGUUGCAGCUCGUCUCUUGGGAGCAGAACGUGCCCGUGGGGAUGCCCUUGUCUUCCUCGAUGCUCACUGUGAGUGCUCACCGGGUUGGCUGGAACCACUCCUGGCGGAAGUUCACAAGGAUCGUCGGAAGGUUGCCUGUCCAGUGAUUGACAUAAUCUCAGAUGACAAUUUCAGCUACGUGAAGAGCUUCGAACUGCACUGGGGUGCCUUCAAUUGGCAACUCCACUUCCGGUGGUUCGCCCUCGCGAGUAGUGAGCUGCUGAAGAGGAGGAACGACAUAACAACCCCCUUCCGGACACCAGCCAUGGCAGGAGGGCUCUUUGCCAUUGAUCGAGAAUAUUUCUACGAAAUUGGGGCCUACGACAGGGCUAUGAAGAUCUGGGGUGGGGAAAAUAUGGAGCUCUCCUUUCGUGUUUGGCAAUGUGGCGGAGAGAUUGAGAUUGUGCCCUGUUCACAUGUUGGGCAUCUCUUCAGGAAAAGUUCACCGUACACCUUCCCCGGAGGAGUCAAUGAGAUUCUCAACAAGAACCUAGCUCGCGUGGCUCUUGUGUGGAUGGACGAAUGGGCGGAUUUCUUCUUCAAAUUCAACCCCACGGCUUUGCGAAUUGGUAAGUCUGAGAAUGUUACCGAUCGUUUGGAUUUGCGGAAAUCCUUGCAAUGCAAGGAUUUUAAUUGGUACCUCACAAAUGUGUGGCCUCAACACUUCUACCCGACUGAGGAACGUUUCUUUGGUCGAAUAAUUCAAAUUUCACCCGGAAGUCGCCUCAAUGUUGCCUACAAGAGUUUCCUAAAGAAAAAUAAUGUAAAUUCUGAUGGAGAUUAUUGGUUGAAUUUGAUCAAAGUGACAAAGAAUCAUGCUGAAGAGCUGCGUAAGCUUAUUGAGAGAGACUUUAAGAACGUUCGUUGCUUAAUGCGUUCAGCCUCAAAUGGGAUCUUUAACCAAUUUGGCCAGGCAACGCUCGAACCGUGCGAGAGUAGCCCCCAAAAUUCCCUCACGCAGAUGUUUGUCAUUACGAAGGAGGGAAAGAUCAUGACUGAUGAGAAUUUGUGCCUCGAUGCCUCGGAGAAGGCAGCAGAAUCAACCAAUAACUCCACAAUGGUUAGACUUAUCACGUGCGCCGAUACUGUUCGUCAAUCCUGGCUCUAUGACGCGGAUAAAUUGAGAAUUUUGCACAAAAUAUCGAGUUUUUGCUUCAACAGAGCCCAAAAGGAUGAGCAAGGACGACGCACUGAGGUUGUUAUUGAGAAAUGUAGCCAAGAAGUUAAGGAAUCGUGGAUUUUCAUACCAUACCCAUGGCGAUAGGCAAAGAGAGCUUUAAAGUUUCUAUUUACUAAAAAAAACUUAAUCUGUUGGAAGGAAUGUGAUAAAAAUUUAAGAAAAAAUGCUUUAAUAACUCUGUUAGAAUUUGCUGUCUCUCUACUGAUAACUUUAACUCGAUCCUUGGGAAUUUUUCAUGAAGCUCAUAGAUUGUUUUUUCGUGCUGCAUCAUCAGGAUUGAAUUAUUUAAAAGAAAAUUAAUUUAAAAUUAUUUUUUUUAUUUAAAAAAAAAUGUUAAAGAAACUGUUAAGAAGUUUAUUUCUUUUAUUCUCUUAACACGUCCUGUUCCUUUGGACGCCUCAAAGGCGUUUCAAUAAAAUUUCUGAAUUUUAUACACUUGCUGUAAUUUGUCACACAACGUGCGUUUUAAAAUUACCCGGCUGACAAGUAAUAACUCAACAAGUAUAUUUUGAAGUAAUCAAGGCAUUGUAAAAACAUUAGAGAAAUAUGAAUAGUUUUUCAACAUUAAUGUGAAUUUUUUACACGUAGUAGAGACAGCAAAUUUAGUUUCAACUAACAUGUAUUAAUACCUACACUGUGGGGUAAAAAAUUAGCAGUAUAUAUUAUUGAGCUUUCUCUAACGCCUGAAUGUAGGCAAACUGAGCUUCCGAGAGAGCUUUCAUCGCAUUUAUUGCAAAAAAUCAAUGAAAAAACUUACCUUGUGGUUAAAAAUACAACGAUUAGACUUUUAAUACCUACCCAGUAUCCAAAAUGAUUUUUUAUCUACUUAAAAAAAUUAUAAAAAGACUAAAAACUCCUUAAGAAAAAUAGAAGAAUGUUGUGCAAAAAAAGAACAAAGAAAUUCAACAAUGCUGUGUAAUGUUUAAAAAAAUUUAUUACGUAGAAAUUUUUGUCAUGUUUUUUUUCUACAAACAAAAAAUAAUUGUGCUCUUUUUCUAUGUAAAAAAAAAUGGUAACAAUAUAUUGUAAUUUUAUACAAAAAAAGUAUUAAAUGCUAUUUAGACUA
This is a messenger RNA of Lutzomyia longipalpis, 3359 nucleotides long. RefSeq names its product polypeptide N-acetylgalactosaminyltransferase 3 (gene Pgant3). The transcript is spliced from 4 exons. The coding region runs from base 401 to 2377 and encodes 658 amino acids. Gene Ontology annotation, cellular component: Golgi apparatus. The record is from RefSeq and is a predicted model, not a curated record. Lineage: Eukaryota; Metazoa; Arthropoda; Insecta; Diptera; Psychodidae.